CUUCUUUUUAAAUAACGAAAGAGUCAUGUCUGGAAGAGGUAAAACCGGAGGCAAAGCCAGGGCGAAGGCCAAGACCCGCUCAUCCCGUGCCGGACUCCAGUUCCCCGUCGGCCGUGUGCACAGACUCCUCCGUAAGGGAAACUAUGCUCACCGCAUUGGUGCCGGAGCGCCCGUCUACAUGGCGGCGGUUCUCGAGUAUUUGACCGCUGAAAUCCUGGAGUUGGCUGGAAACGCGGCCCGCGACAACAAGAAGUCCCGCAUCAUCCCCCGCCAUCUGCAGCUGGCCGUCCGCAACGACGAGGAGCUCAACAAACUCCUAGGCGGAGUGACCAUCGCUCAAGGCGGAGUGCUGCCCAACAUCCAGGCCGUCCUUCUGCCCAAGAAGACCGAGAAGCCCACCAAGAAGUAGAAUCAGAACCAGACUACUAUUAACACAAAGGCUCUUUUAAGAGCCACCUAAAUAUUGAAUAAGAGCCUCUUCUCCCAGGGACGCGGGAAGUCAGUCCGAGGGGGGGUGCGGAGAGAGCCUAUAAAAUGACGUCAUAAUAAAUGCUGCGGAACAUCCAUUGUUUACAGAGACGAGAACACGGGUGACGUAACAUUCAGGGCUCCGCUCCUGAUAAACACUCUACUGGUGUGUAAAAAAAGAUCUGCCAACUAGCCACUGUUAUUCACAUGCGUUAGCAAGUAAAAAAUGUGGAAAUUAGAGCCAACUCGGCCGUGCUGAAUUUCACACACUAACAACAUGCCGACAAGCUGUUGCGGUCCGGGAUUAUACACAGCGUUAUAACAAGGAUUCAGGAGGUUAUUUCUAAAGGUUUACAAAGGAAAGUGACAAUAAAAGAAAGCCUUCAAUUUCA
Gadus morhua (Atlantic cod) is the source of this 860-nucleotide messenger RNA. RefSeq names its product histone H2A-like. The transcript has a single exon. Gene Ontology annotation, molecular function: protein heterodimerization activity; DNA binding; structural constituent of chromatin. Bases 26 to 409 code for a protein of 127 amino acids. The record is from RefSeq and is a predicted model, not a curated record. Gene Ontology annotation, cellular component: nucleosome. Lineage: Eukaryota; Metazoa; Chordata; Actinopteri; Gadiformes; Gadidae.